GAGGGAAUCAACCAAUCAGACCUCGCUUGUCUGUAUGGCUAACAGUACUGAAACGAUAGUCUAUAGCUGCUAGCAUUUUUAGGAGGGGCAGAGACAUUCUGAGCCAUUAUCUGGCAUUCUUGAAAUACAAAGUGGAUGCCUCUAUGAUCCAGCUACAGCGAAAUAUACCUCUCCGUACAAGACUUCAGCCAUGGCCACGGCAGGCGCAGGACCAGGCGCAGGACCGGGCACAGCAGAGCCAAAUCGGCCAGGCCCGCAGAGGAAGAUGUCCACCACAGGGGAAAGCCUGUACAAGGUGCUCGGCCUGGAGAAAGGAGCUUCCGCUGAUGACAUCAAGAGAGCUUACAGGAAAUUAGCAUUGAAGUACCACCCAGACAAGAACCCAGACAACCCGGAGGCUGCAGAUAAGUUUAAAGAGAUAAACAACGCCAACUCCAUCCUGAACGAUGACGGCAAGAGGAGGAUCUACGAAGAGUACGGCUCCAUGGGUCUCUACGUGUCCGAGCAGUUUGGAGAGGAGAGCGUCAAAUACUACUUCCUCAUGUCCAAGUGGUGGUUUAAGACCAUGGCCGUGUGCUGCACCGUCUUCUCCUGCUGCUGUUGCUGCUGCUGUUGCUGUUUCUGCUGCGGGAAGUGCAAGCCGCCGGAGGAGGAUGAUCACUACCAGUAUGUGGACCCAGAGGACCUGGAGGCCCAGAUCAAAGCAGAGACGGACGGAGGUCCGCGUGCCCCUAUCGUGAUCCAGCCGCAUUCCAUCACCGUUGAGGUUCCAGAGACCUCCCAGCCUGCAGCCAGCCAGCCCACCUCCAAGCCCCAGCAGUGACCCUCCCCUCCCAGCCCCGUGUACCCGCUGGAGCCCUCCCCUUAGGUGGGCACGGCCCCCCGUGGGCCCCACCCUGGAGCCCCCAGCAGUCAGCCAGGCCAGCCGUCACCACAGCCAGGACUCACCAGUGCCAGUCAACCAGCCAGCCAGUCAACCCCCCAUACUGUGGCAAAGGUCCAACCAAAUGGACAUGAGCGGCACGCUGCCAAGAGACCAGGACUUCUUAUGACUUGAUAUAUAUAUGUCUAUCUACCAAACUGAGGAUUAGAACAAACUCCUAUCACUCCAUUUUAUCCCUCUGUUUCAAUCCUCCCUCGUCUAUCCUCCCCUGCUCUCUUUCUCCCUCUUGGACUCUCGUCUCUGUCAGAGCUCUGGGAUUGGAGACUCUUCAAGUUCAGUCUGAGUUUUUAGAUUUAAAUAGCCUGACUCAAACCUUCCACCUCCCGGAGACUAAAGCAUGGAUCAGAGGAUGUGCAUGUGUUAAGUUUGAUCUGCAUGCCCCUACUGUACAACACUGGCACAUACAUACCCCUCUACUACAGCCACCACCACCAUCUUACCCCUGUCAGUGAUUCCCCCAGCUCCAGCCAGGUGCACUUACAGAAUGCUGCACAACCAAGGGUCUCCACCUCCACCUGAAUGAGACCCAGAAGUGGGGCCGACAUUUGAGAACAGUGAAAAUGUCCUGUGGAAAACUUCUGCAUUUCUAACAGAAAAAUGUGCUGACUGCUUUAUUUAAUUGCUAAUUGAUGUGACAAUUAUGUUAGUUAGACCAAAGCCAAACUACAUGCCACUAACUCCAUGCGUUCAGUAGCCACUAGUUACUCCUCAUGCCACUAGAGCCAACCUGAGAGGAUUGUGCCAUUGAGGUGUAUGCAUUUUAGUCUACUAUGCACUUUUGAAACCUGUGAAUUGGGUAAAUGGUAAUUUCUGAUGGACUGUCGGCUAUCUUAUGGGUCCAGCCAACCAGCACUGCUUACUGAAACAGUCAGCACACUUCUCUCUGUAUUCGAUGGAACUGACAGAUGGAAACAGCUAGCUGACUGCAACCCGGCUACUUAUCAAACGUCUCCCCUCUCAAAUGGUGGUUUUGCUUUGCGUUCUCAUAGUCUGAUGUUGUAACAUGGAGAUACAGGUGGGUAUGUACUGUAGGGAUCUGUGUUUGACCCAGCUACUAAGUGCACUCUAUGCCACAUUCUAGAGUGACAAUUAUGUUCUCUGUAACGCCUACAGAGAGAUCCCAUCACCAAUGAUUUUGAGACUUUUCAGAUGUUGAUUUGACUUUGAAGAAAUAACACACCAGGGUGUUUUCCAUGGGGUUUUGGUGGACUGAGGCAUGUUGAGUAUUUUAUGGGCUAAAGAUGCACAUGCCUACUAUUUACAACUAGGCAUUAGUCCUCCCGUUCACUCCUUUCUAUAGUACGGUCUCUGUGAUGAGAUGAUGCAAUGUCACACAGCAGGGUUAGGGUCUGUACAGAUCACACAACCGGCCAUUUGUACUUCAGUACAGCUCUCUUUAGGAUCCUGGGGGUGCAGAGUCGGCGCUUUCUCAAAUGUACUGUAAUCAGAAUAGUGAAAAAGUGAAGCGAAUGGGUGCCACAUUGUUAUUGCGAAUCAGUCAGUCCCAGUGGUGGUGGGGGGGGGGGUAGAGCAUUGUACAAAGUCUUUUGGUUUGUUCAUCUAGUGCUGUGGUCAGUCAGUCAUCCCCUCCCAGUUUCUUUGUGGUUGGUCAUUUGAAAAGGGCAUUCUGUGUUUCCUAAAGAGGGACUGGUACAUGGUGUUAACCACCUCGUGUAUUGGCUGAAGAACAACCCUAAAGUUAGACUAAACUAAAAUCAUGUCAUCAAAUGAUGUCAAGCGUUUUGUAGCUUUGGAUGUUUUUUUCUCCUGAGUUUUCAUAGAAGUGAUUUAUCAGUAGCUUCAAUUUCUUACUGGAAUUUAUGGCACUUUUUUCUCCCCUUCAUUUCACUAAGUUAAUAGCCAAACCCCUCCUGAUUUUUUUUUUUUUUUUUUCAGUCUGUUGGUUAUGCUUUUUCGAAAACGAUAGUAAAUCGGAUGCAUUUCAACAUAACAGUGCAGUAUCUAUCCCCAGGGUUCAGAGAGGAGAAAUACCUUUUAUUUAUUCUGGUGAUCCUUAUCUGCUGUAAAUAAUAAUCACUAUGUGUGUCACAUGCAAAUAACAUUGUAAUAAGGUUGUUUUGAGAAUCUUUGUUGAAUGGAAAAUGUUUUAAGAAUCAACCCCAUAUACAUAGUGUACAUUGUCUAUUUUUUAUUUAUGUCAAACUGAAAGAGCUGUUAAAAAAAAAAAGUUUAAAAAAAAAAACAAAACAAGUUGACAGUUGGGAAGAGAGGACCCUAGACUAGCCAACAUGGUCCUCCCAGGAGGCUGGGCAACUGGUUGACAGAGGUAGGCAGGCUGUCCUAACUGGCUAGGCCACCAUGGUGCUGGUCUACAGUAGCAGACAGACAGGCAGUGUGUAUCGGUCUGCCCUGAGUGUAGGGGGCAAUGAUGUCUCCAUCUCAUCUCUCUUCUAGGACACAGGGUAAUGUAUGAUGACUCUGCCACUGAAAUGAUUGAUUGUAGUUUUGUCGAUGUUUUCAUUGUCAUUCAUUCAUCAUGUCUCAUGGACAAAAAUUAUCUGUAAAUGUGUAUUUAUAUAAUGAAAUUAAAAGAAGGGGGAUUUGUACAA
This is a messenger RNA of Oncorhynchus masou masou (cherry salmon), 3513 nucleotides long. Its product is annotated as dnaJ homolog subfamily C member 5-like. The transcript is spliced from 5 exons. Bases 191 to 823 code for a protein of 210 amino acids. Lineage: Eukaryota; Metazoa; Chordata; Actinopteri; Salmoniformes; Salmonidae. The record is from RefSeq and is a predicted model, not a curated record.